UUUGUUCGCCCACAUUUUCUUUGGGCCGAAAGUGCUGAUUUUCGCGUGCGAGUUAAAAUUUUUCUUUCCCUUUCCUCCUGACACCUAUUUUGAAUUUAUUCUCUCCCUUUCACGAUUGACACCACAGCGCUGCUUGGGUUCUAGGGAGAAUUUCUACCGCAUUUCAGAGCAACCACAGCCAAUUUCACAAUGGGAAAGCGAGUAGCCGACAAGCAGCUUACGCAGCUGAAUCACGAUGAAAGCGACAGCGAGGAAAGCGCCGGCAAUUUCGAAGGCACCUUCCGCAAGGCAAAUGAAGAGGUCCUGGCCACGCGCGUCAUUAAGAAGCCAAAGUCGCGGCUGCGGGGUGGUCCGUCGGCCAAUGCACCCACAUUGCCCACAAACUCGUUUGCGGGUUUUGGAUCGACAACGCCAGCAGCUGACAGCAGUGCCGAUGCCGCAGAGCCACCCAAGAAGAAGCCGACGUUUGCUGGCUUCUCCUUUGGCAGUACCGUGGAGAAGAAGCAAGAGGAGGACGCGCCGAAGCCGGCAGCCAGCUCAUCGGGAUUCAGCUUUGGUUCGUUCAAUCAGUCAAAGCCUGCUGAGGCGGAAUCAAAACUAGAGGCCGGCUCUGGAUUCAAAAUCGGGUCGUUUGGCCAGGCAACGACCGCUGGGAACCCAGCCAUCAGUCCAUCUGGGUUCGGCUUUGGUGGCCCUGCUCGCAAAUCCGAGGACAACAAGCCGGCAGCCAGCACGUCCGGGUUCUCCUUUGGAGGAUUUGGCAACUCUAAGCCGGCAGAGGAGGCGGCGAAGCCUGCGACUAGCUCUGGGUUUAGCUUUGGAAGUACGGCAGCCAAGACAGAAACGUCUAAGCCGGCAGCUAGCUCAUCGGGAUUCAGUUUUGGCGCGCUUGAGAAGCCAAUGCCUGCCGAAAAGACUGCCGAGACGCCUGCAAAGCCCACUACCGGUUUCUCGAUGCCUGCUUUCAAGCCGCCCACUGCUGCGGAUGCGUCUAAUUCUGGGUUCAAGUCAUCGAUAUUUGCCAGCCAGGCAACAAAGCCCACCUUCUCCUCGUUCGUACCACCUGCAGGUAGUGCACCAGCUGCCCUUGCACCCAAGAAUGAUGAAGUCGAGAGCAUGGACGAGGACCGAGACGAGGAGUACUACAAAAACAUCCGCGGGCUCAACGUGUCGAUUCAGAAGAAGAUUAACGACGCUGUAUCCGCCAAUGCCUUUGUCAAUCUGACACCGCUGCUGGAGCAGUACAAGAAGCACUGGGACGCCAUCAACAAGCCCGCUGCAGGUGUACCAGUGAGCGAUACCAAAAUGGUGUCGCCGGUCAAGCCUACUGCACCUGCUACGUUCGGGGCAAAGCCUGAGGAGGCGAAGAAGAGCGAGGAGAAGCCAGUGCCGGCCUUUGGAAUUGCUGCUGCCUCGAAGGAGUCAACUGACUCGUCGCAGCCAAAGUUUGGAUUCAAGGCGGCUGUGACGUCGCCUGCAAAGCCGUCGUCGGGAUUUAGCUUCAGCUUCACAAAGCCCAGUCCCGCCAGCGCGGCACCAGCCGAUGACAAGCCCAAGUUCUCAUUUGGAUUCUCCAAGCCUGGUGAGGCAGCCCCUGCUGCACAGGAGAAGCCAAAGUUCUCCUUUGGCAGCAUCGGCCAAUCUGCAGCAAGCAAGCCUGACGAGAGCCAGAAUGCAGAUGAUGACGCCGCAAACGAUGACGAAGAGAACGUGGAUGAGCCGCCCAAGAAGCCCACAACGGCCGGCGAGGAGGGCGAGACCACGGAGACCGAGACGCGCUCCAAGCUGUACAAGUGGGAUGCAGAGGCAAAGACAUACAAGGACUUGGGCAUCGGGAUCUUCAAGGUCAAAUCGUGGAGUGCCGACGGCGCAAAGCGCGCACGGCUACUGUGCCGCCAAGUCGGCUCAGAUAAGCUGACGCUCAAUGUGUCGGUGUUCCGGGAGAUGGUCACUGACCACCAGGACGGCAAGAAGGAGGUUGUAGUGAUGGUUAUUGUCGAUGGGAAGCCUGUGCGGUACCUGGUGCGCGUCAAGACCCCCGAGAUGGCCAAGGCGCUGUAUGAUGUGAUUGAGCGGGUCAAGGGCGAGCUCUGAGUGAGCAGAUUGCAUUGUGUGGGAUCGGUACAUCAAGAUAUAUUUAAAACUCAUUUCGAAGUAUUGCCGGUGCAGUUUAGUGUUGCUGAUGCUACUGAAUGCAGACAUCACCAGGACAUGGGAUGUUCAGGCUGAAUGGACAGUGGUAGAGGGGGU
Messenger RNA from Linderina pennispora, 2250 nucleotides. RefSeq lists its product as uncharacterized. Lineage: Eukaryota; Fungi; Kickxellomycota; Kickxellomycetes; Kickxellales; Kickxellaceae. The record is from RefSeq and is a predicted model, not a curated record. Gene Ontology annotation, cellular component: cytoplasm; nuclear pore. Gene Ontology annotation, biological process: intracellular transport. Gene Ontology annotation, molecular function: GTPase activator activity. Bases 190 to 2094 code for a protein of 634 amino acids. The transcript has a single exon.